GAUAUGCAAGUCACACGAUUUAUGUCGUCAAGAUUUUUAUAUGUGAAAAUGCAUGCGCGUUUACAGAAAAGUCCUACUGCUGUUGUGGCUGAUGGUAUAUAACUGACUGUGUGGUGCACUUUGGUAUGACUUUGAUAUCACUCGUCGUCAGCGACUUCCUGAUAUAUCUAUGAAGAUUUGCUUACUUCUUUAGGAUUUUACUGACUAGCAACGUUUUAGUUGAGUCAGUACAUUGAUUGGAUUAUACACAUGUCAAGAUUGCUGACUGGAGAUCAAUCAUUGGAUACUUUUAAUAACCACAUCCGUCACUUUCUCUUUUACCGGUACUGUGAUGUUAUUGUUGACUUGUUUCAUUACUAUUAAUGACUUGGUAUAUUUAUAUAUCACCAUGGUCAGUGUCUUGGAACUUGACCAUUAGCGUCUCACUCUGUUGACACUACAGUGCCUGGAUACAUUACAAUAUAGUGACUACUAGUACAUCGAUCAUCGCUAUCAGUGACUUGUCGCUCACCAUUAGUGGCGUUGUUCCUCACCCGGCAUUGCAUUAAUGACUUCAGCAACUUUGGAGACUUUGUUUUCACUAAGAGUAACCAACAUAAGGUUUUCACGAUGCCAAGGUCAGAGGAAUGGUCCCAGAAGGCUUGGAAGUGGCAGAAUAAAAUACUACAAAAUCUCAAAUGGUCCGGCGAGCGGCGUGAUUUUUACACUCUAGAGGAAUUGAUGACAUUUGGCAUGGAAUGGCCGAAAAUGAUCAUGCCAGAACAAGGGUGGUUGGGAGACGGAGAAAGCGUUUCAUUCUGUGCUGGCGAGGCGUUAGUUGGGCUUGGUGUGCGAAGUUUCAAGCGUUUUGCAGCAUGUCCAUGGGAGGAAUGUUACGACACUUCGAUUGAGGAAAUAACCAAGAAAGCCACGCCAAGGUACAUAAUUCCACUGUCAACGAUGGGAGAAUUGCGACAUGCGAGUCGCGUCAAGAUUUUGCGUAUUCAAAGUGAGAAACAAGUCUACACGACAAUGGAAGAUCUGUGGAAGUUCCACCCGAGAUAUGCAAUGCCGAAAAAGACGUUCACCGUGGGGAAUGAAAUAGUGAAGAGACUACAAACUAUUGAACUGAAGAGUCCUGAAAAUGGCUGCAUAACCUGCUAUUUGAAAGCGAUUGAUAAAACUGUUCCAGUCCCAAUGAGGCAAAGAGGGGACUUCACCAUCGUUGAAGAUGGGACGUCUUAUACAUUACAGCAGGUUUAUGAUAAUUUCAACCUUCCGCAGCGUGUGCGUUUUGAGAGCCAUUCAGCCGGGAUGUACGGAACAGAUGUCCUGCUGAUUUCAGAAACACGAUAUGAUGUCCUUAUUGCAUGUGUUACCGCCGGUCUCUACGUCGAAGACGAAGAAGAGCAACGAACAGAACCCGGGGGUACCAGAGACGAAGAUUUCGCCGACGUCAGCUUUAUCUUCUUGCCAAGACCUAUCAGUGAGGAAAACCCUCUCGCCAACACAAGAUUUUCCACAUGGCUGUAUGACCCAAACGACCCAACAUGUCAAGUCAUCAUGUCGCGGGCCAGUAUUUUUGAAUUGGACCGGUUUAAGGAUAUGAAUGUGGUGAUAAACGCUAAUUCUUCGUCCAUGUCAGCGGUGAAGGAGUACAGUGCCGAGAACAUUUAUGACUACAUCAAGGAACAUGACUUUACUGGAGACAAUUCGGUAUCGCCCCACCGCGGCAAAUCAACAGCAGCGCCUGCAGUAUCAGUUGGGUCACCCUCAACAUCUUGGCUACAUCCAGGUGGUGCCACAAAGGUCAUAGACCCCUUCAGUGAGGAGCCAAACCGGAGGCCUAAACCAGAAUCUUCGUCCAAAAUGUUCAAACAUGGGCUAGAAAAGAUCAAGCCCCCCGUGCCAACAUUGAAGCGCAAUAAAAGUGUAUCUGAUACAAGCAGUGACAAGCCAGAAGAGCCAGAAGAAGUUUUCCAUAACAUUCCACGAGUAGAUUAUUCCAAUAUGAAGACCCAAGCCCGACGCCAAAGAAAGGGGUCACUCCCUCUAUUGCCAAAAGACGGAACUGACCGCUCAGAAGAUGAUGGGUACGUCCAGGCGAAGGAUUGGAAAAUUCGGGCUCAAAACAAAUUUUCGGAGAGGGGCAAACUACCACUGCCAGGAGAAGUGAAGAAGGGAGGUCAACAAAUUGUUCCUUUCCCUUUAUCAAAACUGCCAUCAAAAGACAUGCAUGACCAGAAGUCGGGAAAGAAGGAAAAAGACGUCAUUGGAGAACUUGGACCAAGACCAUCUCUCCCUCCUAAGCCAGUUCGAGGGCAGCAUGUGAACCAAUGUCCAAGGUCUGUAGUCAAAGGUCAAGUUGCAGUGGGUCAAGGCCAAUCAACCUCGACUCAAGAUCAAAAUGCUGUUACCAAAAGUCAAGUAGCUGUAGCUCAAGGUCAAGUUCUAACAUCCAGUGCAACAGGUGGUCCUCAUAAUAUCAAAUUUCCGCCCCCGAAUGGAAACUUGGUGCCCCUCUCUGAACUCACUGCUGAACAGCUUGCAUUGCUUUUUAAUUACUUUAAUCUUGAGGAGAUUGCAGAACAGUUGAAGAGCAAUAGAGUCGAUGGAGAAUUCUUUGAAAAAAGCCUGGAAAAUGCGGAUUUUGCUCGUGAUCCAUUCUUUGCCACUGAGUUUCAGCUCAAGCAGAUUGAAAGGAUUAGGAAUGGAAAAUAUUAGUUGUAUCAUGAUCAAUAAUGAUCCUUUCACCGUUUAUCAGUCAACACCUGUAAUAUGUAGAACAGUGCCAAGAAAAAUUCAAAAACUGUUGUGGUAAUUGGUGCCCAUCACUUGUCUCGUAUAAUGUAUUAAUCCUCCACCCAUGUCAUGAUUGACAGCUUCCUUAAUCUUUAUCAAUUCAAUUCAAUUCAAUUCAAUUCAAUUUAUUGCACAACUAUCAAAGGAUAAGACAGUAUGGCAGCACAUAUAUACAAAUACAACACAUACAAAAAUAUUUUUUUAAAGAAAGUUACAUGUAUAUGGUAAUUAAAAUAAGACCACAAUGACUUAUUAAUUAGUGCCCCUGAAGAGCUGUUUGUCUUUCUUCAAAGGCUUUCGAGAUAAAAAUAGCAGUAUCUAAAAUAGUCUUGUUGUCAGUACUACUCAUAAUAGAAAUAAAAUCCAGAUUUGAAAAUAAUUGACUACAUUUAUAAAAAUUUAUAUUUGUGAGAUACUCGUCUCUUAAUUUAUUGUUAGAGGGACAUCGUGCAAAAAAGUGGAACUCGUCCUCAAUAACGUUACACCCAAAAGGACAGAGACGCUUUUCUAACUGAGUACCAAAAUGUCUACCUUUUUCGAUGAGUAGGUUGUGAUUGCUAAGGCGAAACUUAGCCAUUUUUGAAAACAACCCCCUGUUUUUUAGAACAUUAAGGUAGGGCUCAAGUUGGUACUCAGUUUUAAAAGUUCUGUAGGUUCUGAGUUUGUUUUUUUGACUAGAAUUUGACCUUUUGUCAUUUUGUAAUACAGAGAAGAAAUAGGAAUGAUACAAUAAUUCGAGUGAAUUUGAUACAUUAGUACUACUAGACGAGAGAUCGAGAUUUUUCUGAAAUUUAGUGUUUAACACAUCAAUAGUUGCCGAUACAGAUUUGUUGAUACUACAGGACGAAGUGAGCUUUUUGUCAACUUCAUAAGCUUCAUUAAGGAUUGUAUUACUGGAGUUUUUAACAUGAGAUAGGUAAUCAAAAGUAUGUUUGAACAUAAAUACAAGGAAAGGAUAUUGUCCAAGUUCUGCCUAUAUCACUUACUAUACGAUCACACCCUCUUUAAU
Messenger RNA from Lineus longissimus, 3790 nucleotides. RefSeq lists its product as uncharacterized. The coding region runs from base 610 to 2703 and encodes 697 amino acids. Lineage: Eukaryota; Metazoa; Nemertea; Pilidiophora; Heteronemertea; Lineidae. The record is from RefSeq and is a predicted model, not a curated record. The transcript has 2 exons.